This is a messenger RNA of Vitrella brassicaformis, 2015 nucleotides long. The record is from the annotation of a GenBank genome assembly. NCBI's taxonomy places the organism in Eukaryota, Vitrellaceae.
CUGCAGAAAAGGAGAGAUCUCUCUGCUGCAACAGGUCUAUUCCAUUGCGUCAGCCGUGUUGGCAAUCGUAUCGGUAUGAAGGAAGGAAAGACAGCAAAGGACGAAGAGGCGCGUCCUGUGCCGCGUGAGAUCCUGUGGGUCUAUCUGGCGCUGUUUCUGGAGCUGGUGGGUGCCGGUGCGUCGCUGCCCAUUCUGCCGUUCUUUGCGCUCGAGGACCUGAAUGCAUCGCCCUUCCAGCUGGGAGUCAUGUACAGCCUCUACUCUCUGGCACAAAUGGUCGGCUCUUUCGUCUUCGGCCGCCUCUCAGACUCACUCGGCAGGCGGCCCAUCGUCCUCACCGCAUACCUCUGGAGCGCCAUCGGCUUCUUCCUCACCGGAUGCUCUUCCUCCGUCUGGCAACUCACCCUCAGCAGGGCGUUCGCUGGUUUGUCUGGCGGCAGCAUAUCGAUGACAUCGGCCAUCAUAGCUGACUUCACCGACACCACCACACGGCCAAAGUACAUGGGCAUCUUCGGCGCCACCAUCGGCCUGGCCUUCGCCAUCGGCCCCGGCGUGGGCGGGGCCGCCAAGACGGCACUCGAAUCCCGCCCUCUGCUCUUCUUCUUGUGCUCGAUCAUGUGCUUCGGUGCGUUUGUGCUGUCGGUGGUGCUGAUCCCUGAGUCGCUGCCCAAGGCCCAGAGGAGGCCCCUGCGGCUGUUGGACCGUGUGGGCGAGGCCGCUCCGCUGCUGAGUGCGGAGGGAGAUAUGGAGGUGGGCGACAGGGGCGCCGCAGGGGAGGAGGGGGGUGUCAACUACGUGGGCCUGCUCAUGGUCUUCGGGGCCCGGUUCCUCACGAGCUUCACGACAUCCCUCAUGACGACCUGCUAUUCCAUCCUCUUCAGAGAGACCUACAAGGAACAAUUCGGUCAGGGAGGGAGGGCACAGCACAGGACAGCACACCGCCUCUGUUGUGUGUUGUGCUGUGCGCGUGUGUACACUGCCUGUCUCGUGUCUGUCUGUCUGCCCGUCCCGUGUGUGUGUGUUGCAGGCCAGCUUGAUCGUGCGUUGGGCAUGUUCCUGACGGUGUUGGCCCUCGUCAUGUGUGUGUACCAAGGAUCCAUGUACCCCAAACUCGUCAAGAAAUUCGGCAAACACCGUAAGUCUGCCAACCCAACUCACUCAGCUCACAUGCAAAGGCAACUGCACUCAUUCAUUCUACGUGGCCCUGUGACUGUGUGUGCAGGGAUCAUUCACUUGGGGUGCUUCAGCUUGGGUGUGGGUGUGCUGCUGAUAUUCUUUUCGACCCGGCUGCCGACCUACCUGCACCUGCUGGCCAUCUGCACCUUGUACGCCUGGGGGUCAUCAAUGGUGGAGCCCGGCCUCCCCACUCUCGCAGCGUCAUACGCCGAUGCAAAGCAUCAGGGAUUCGCACAGGUAAGGAGCUGGGCGCCCUAACACACACCAUCAUGCUUCUCAUGCUUCCACCCUACAGCCAUCCAUCGAUCACCUUUCUGCGUGUGUAUGCGAUGUGUGUGAAGGGUUCUCUGAGUUCGUUUCGGUUUUUGGCCUUCAUAUGUGGUCCGUCGCUGUUCGGUUACUUGUACAAAGAAGUGAGCCCCGCGGCGCCCUUCUGGGUGGCUGGCGUGGCCGGCAUGCUCGCCGCCACACUCACCACCGCUGCUGAGUAAGGCUAUCAAUGAUGCACCGCACCCAGAGGAUUGGGGGAAGGCAGGCGCCUCAUCCACGUGUGUGUGUGUGUGUGUUUUUUUGCGUUGCCUUGAUGCAGGCGGUUUGGUUGUGAGAUCAGUGACGAGGGCGCGUCGCGGGAGGGGGUCGCUGCAUAGCACGGCCUGGCGAGGCGAGGCGAGAUGCGACGAAUGAGAGCACGCCCGCGUUUACAUUCUUGGUAAUGCAGCUUUCCAGCCCCCCGCGAUGCACUGACGGACUGACUGAUGCGACACCCUAUACAUACAUAGAUACGGAAUGCGUUGACGUUUAAUCCCCAUGGAUGGAUGGAUGGAUGGAUUUGUGGUGAG